UUGUCGUUAUGCUAAUCACGACUAAGAACCGGCCUAAAUGGGAGAUUUGCGAUUACCUCACUUUAAUGUGUGCCUGACAAGUCUCGAAUAAAGCAUGAGACUUUUUAGCAUAAUUCACAUGUGUGACAGGCCUGUAAUCAUUUAACCAAGCCAUGCCAUUUUGGUAGAAACUCGUAUACAGACAUCGGCAGGUGUCCGAUCAGACUCUCGGAUGCCACCAUCUAGGACAUUUUGUGACAUGGCCUCCGAAUUGGAGAAGGCGGAGGGAACACCUUCAUGUCUUCGGUCUGACUGCUUAUUCCUCAAACCAAUGGUGAAUAAAUACGUUGGUCAACUCAAGAAGCAGUGCAGGCGCCGGUGCCCGGGAACACUUAGUACAGCUUUUCUCUGCCUCGUUUUCGUAUCAAUGAUCACGUGCUUCAACGUGACCAAGGUCAUCUACUUCUAUCACAGUACGGAAAGGAUCAUUAUCAGAUACGAACUGGCAGAUACAGAUCGGAGUAUAGCUCGGUUUGUUUACGGAAGAGAGGUCGAAAACAAAACGAAUGACGGGAAGGACUUUAUCACAUUCAUUGAAGAGCAUAAAGAGACCUUCAAGUUGCCUGAAGAGCUCAUUAACAACCCGAUUAAUAAUCUCCUGAGGGAAGAAAAUUGCAGACUCCAAGACUUGAUUUAUCCGACUGUCACAAGGAAUAGGAGUUCAAAUUACAAUGUGCCGAAGAUCGUUCAUUUGACGUGGAAGAACGAGAUGAUACCUGGAAUGGCUGAACAUUGGCUUCGACAGUGGGAGAGGACCAACCCGGAUUGGCAAGUGUGGCUAUGGACGGACAACUACCUAGAAAAAUUCAUGAACAAAUUCAAAAGUUAUAUCGACUUUGAUAAGUACGAUAAAGCCAUAUCAAAAGCGGACGUUGUGCGCUAUUUCAUUCUGUACGAGUACGGCGGUGUGUAUGCGGAUCUGGACGUCGAGCCGCUGACCUCUCUGAAUCCCUUAGCGGACGCUUACUCUUGCAUUCUCAGUCAAGAACCAGACGAACACGCUAAGCUUCUUCGCCCUCACUACAUGAACAAUUUUGACUUAUUAGCCUGCAAUGCCAUUAUGAUGUGCAGGCCCAAACAUCCUUAUUUCAAAUUCAUACUUGAGAAUCUACAGCGGAAAUACGAGACUGAGGUUGAUGUCAUUGAGCGAACUGGACCUUCAAUGGUGGCCAGGAUCCACGAGGAGUACAUCUUAAAAUUCACCAAGGAACUUUGUCGGAAGCCGGACGACCGUGUUGGUAUCGUCCCGCCAGAGAUCCUCAUCCCGACUUUUGACAAUCUCAUUGUAAAUGAACUCAAAGCAACUUGUAAGGAACCAACAUUUUCUAUGCUGACAAAACAGCAGAGGUCAGUGUGCCUUGACCUGGAGAAGAGACUUUAUAUCAAUGUACGGUUCGCCGAUGUUUCCUUUACUGAGCACCAUUGGUUCCACACUUGGACGCCAGAGGGGAAAGCGACAUUCUUUAUGAACGGUGUAGCAUUUAACAGUACUCAUAUCAACAACGCAGUUUCUUCGGCUAAAAUUCUGCGGUAAUCACCGUGCCCAGUGAAUAGGCAGGUUUCGCAGUUUUAACGAGAAAAUGGGCAGGUCCAAAUGCAAAACUCAUUUUCCAGUUGUGCAAAUAAUAUUGAAUUGAAAAGGACGUAUUCCUAAUUUGAUGCACCUUGUAUGAUGUAGAAAUAUGUAUUUUGGUGUCGGCUUGUCAGUCGUCGUUGAUCCUGCACUAAUAUUUUCUUUUUGUCCAUUCAAAAUAGAUUUUCAAAGAAUUUGUAAGGUCCUAUAAGCCUGGCAGGUUCUGGUUCUGGCAAGUGUGUUGCUUUGGCGUUUUAGCACAUUGUUUUAGGUGGGGGGCGAUUACCGUGUAUCGUGGUUCAACAACACUGUUGUAUAUCUGGAUGUGGCAACUUAUUAAUAACACAUUUUAAGCUGAAUAAAACAUUUCUUCGGGAAGAGCUCUGAAGAUUUUUUA
Lineus longissimus is the source of this 2009-nucleotide messenger RNA. RefSeq lists its product as uncharacterized. Lineage: Eukaryota; Metazoa; Nemertea; Pilidiophora; Heteronemertea; Lineidae. Bases 212 to 1573 code for a protein of 453 amino acids. The record is from RefSeq and is a predicted model, not a curated record. The transcript has 2 exons. Gene Ontology annotation, biological process: mannosyl-inositol phosphorylceramide biosynthetic process. Gene Ontology annotation, molecular function: mannosyltransferase activity.